AUGAAGAAAACCAAGUUAUCUUUUUCAGGUGGGAAUCGAUGCUAUAGCUGCAUGUCACGGUAUUACGGUGUCACAUGGCAAUUCGCCGGCUAUUCAAGGAUAUAUGUGGAGCCGAGAGCGUUCACGGACGCAUGCCGGAGUCCAAUGACACGAGGUGCUGAUGUACCGUUCGCGUACUGUGGAGACGACUCGAAUUGUAUUACUAUGGUCGAGGAGUUGAAAAUCGGUGAGUUUCCAGGAAAUUUCGAGGAGAAAAUUGCAUCGAUUUUCCAUAAAUAA
This is a messenger RNA of Ostertagia ostertagi, 279 nucleotides long. The record is from the annotation of a GenBank genome assembly. NCBI's taxonomy places the organism in Eukaryota, Metazoa, Nematoda, Chromadorea, Rhabditida, Trichostrongylidae.